UCCUCUAAAAACUUUUCACCUACAUCACCACCCCAAAAUUCAAUUCAAACCUGCUCUAUUCACCAAUUUUUAUCAUCAUUUUUCCAAUCAGUAACAUAGUACAAUCUCUUUCCUACCAUUAUUAUCUUCAUUAUUACAGUGGGGAUUUAUCUCCACAUGUUUUCUUUCUUUCUUCAUAAAUAUUGAACAGACCCAUUGGAUUUUUUAAUUUUUGCUGAAAUUUUGGAGGAACAAAAAGAUAAUGGAAGGAAGUAGUUUGGAUUAUGGUGUAUCUGGUUUGAAGGUUAUUGGUGAUCAUGCAACUUCAAGUAACCAAAUCUUGUGGUUGUUUUCAGUUUUUGGAGGCUUUAUUAUGUGUAAAGUUGUUUAUGAAUUGACUGGUGUAAUUACCCCCUUGGUCUACAAAGGUUUUAACAAACUUGAUGACAUGCAGAAACUUGAAUGGAAAAACAGGGGAUUCUCGACCUUCCAUGCACUUUUUGCAGCUAUUGGUUCUCUAUACUUUUUGGUCAUUUCAAAUCUUUUUGAAGAGCAUAACCAAAAAGAGUUGAUUAUCAACCGUUCCUCCGCAUCAUCUGACACUCUACUUGGGAUGUCCAUUGGUUACUUUUUGUCAGAUUUGGCGAUGAUAAUAUGGACUUAUCCAGCUUUAGGCGGUGUUGAAUAUUUCUUCCACCAUGGACUCUCUUUGUUUGCCAUUGUUCAAUCCCUCAUAAGUGGCCAAGUUCAGUUUUACAUCCUUAUGGUUCUUUUCACUGAGAUCACAACACCCUUUGUGAAUCUAAGAUGGUAUUUGGAUGUUGCCAAUAAGAAGAACUCCACCCUUUACAUGUUGAAUGGCGUUGGAAUGUUUUUAGGGUGGCUGGUUGCCAGGAUCAUUUUGUUCAUCUACUUUUUCUACCACAUUUAUACACAUUUUGAUCAGGUGAAGCAAGUUUACUAUCCAAUGGGAUUCUACACCUUGUUGACAAUCCCUCCAGCAUUGGCGUUGAUGAAUUUGUUUUGGUUCUACAAGAUUGCCAAAGGAAUGGUUAAAACUCUCACCAAGUUAAGAAAGCAGUCAUAAUAGUUGAUUGUUUUUUUAGUAGUCACGUUAAACGUUCGUCCAAAAUCAACAUGUUGCUUUGGCAACAGCAAAAAAGCAUGGAAUGUUGCAAUAUCGGGAGAUUUCAGGACAAAAAAAGGUCAAAUAUUAUAUAUUUUGUUUGCCCUUUAAGUUCCCCAAGAUAUGCUUAAGAUCAUAUAUCUUCAGUAAACUAUAGUUCUCACUAAUUGGUGUUCAAGAUGUACUUCUUUUGUUCAACAAGUUGUGUGUUUCUAUAUUUCAUUUUCUUAAGCUUGUUGCUUAUAAGGGUAAAUGGAUGGAGUAUUCGUUAAGAUUAUUUGGAGAACUAGAUUAUUUGACUCAGAUGUAUAUUCUCUAAUUGAAUUCUUUCUUUACACA
This is a messenger RNA of Erigeron canadensis, 1444 nucleotides long. Its product is annotated as TLC domain-containing protein 4-B-like. Gene Ontology annotation, cellular component: endoplasmic reticulum; membrane. Gene Ontology annotation, biological process: lipid homeostasis. The record is from RefSeq and is a predicted model, not a curated record. NCBI's taxonomy places the organism in Eukaryota, Viridiplantae, Streptophyta, Magnoliopsida, Asterales, Asteraceae. The coding region runs from base 242 to 1066 and encodes 274 amino acids. The transcript has 9 exons.